AGCUUCGGCGGCGGCAGUAGCUCUGCACACAUCUCUGCGCCUUCUCUCGGGUCCUGUGCGUGCGGCGCCUCCGGGGAGCCUCGGAGCUCCCUGCAGACCGCCUGAGGAGACCCCGCAGCGGAUUGCCGACGGCACCGGCGGAGACCCGAGGGUCCGGUUCGCGCUCCGGGGCUCUCAGGUGAGGUCCAGGUGGGCUCGGCAGGUGUGUCUCCGCGGGAUGCUCCCGCCCUGAGCUCUGUUGGGAGAUGCUGCCGUCCGGGACCUGCAGACGGGAUAGAUUGGCGGUCCGGGAGCGGCUGGAGGCCUCCGUGUCCGGGCUCGGGGAGCUGGAGCUCCUGCGGCGGCGGCAGGAGGUGCUGGUCCGGGCCGCGCUGGGGCUCCGGGAGCCGCGGGAGGAGGAGGAGCGGCGGCGGCGAGAGGCUCAGCUGAGCUCGGAGGAGAAGCUGCUGGAGGGGAACAUCCUGCUGCUCCGGAAACAGCUGAACUGUCUGAGGAGGCGGGACGCCGGCCUCAUCGCUCAGCUGCAGGAGCUCGACCGACAAAUCAGUGACCUACAAUUGGACACCGAGACGUCACAUGACCAGCCGGAGCCCGACAGCCGACCGAGCUCAGGUUUCUACGACCUCAGCGACGCCGCGUCCGGCUCGCUCUCCAACUCGUCUAACUCGAUCUUCAGCGAAUGUUUCUGCUCGACGGCCGACGCCGACGGACGCCUGCCGUCCACAGAUGAGCUGGCCAGCUGUUUGGAGUGUGACGUCCUGGUUGGAGGGCUUUGUGAUGAGUCAUCAUCCUCUGGUACGGUCCGGUGCUCGCUCUCGGCUCCGAACCCGCCCACUGUGGAUGCAGCCUCGUCCUUUCUUUCCACUGAGCCUCAGUCUAAAUACCAUUGUGACCUGGUGGCCCAAAACGGCAACGAUGUUUAUCGCUACCCGAGUCCUCUGCACGCCGUGGUGGUCCAGAGCCCCGCCUUUCUGCAGAUGUUGGGUUUCGGAGGUCCCGGCAGAGAUGAGGCAGACACCUCAGCUCUUCCUGCCUCUGUUUCAGCCCCUCAUGUAUCUCAGAGCUCCUCCUGGCCGGCCUCCUCCUCCCAGACUCCUUCCCAUAAGCGACUGGACAGCUACAUCUACAGUCUGCUCCAGAGGAGGGCCCAGCCAAUCAGGACCAGCAAACCCAGGACGAGCAUCAGCACCGACGCCUUAAAGAGCAUCCUCAGGCAGGCUAGUCUGUGUGUGAGGCAGGUGUCCGGCCCUGGCUCUGGUUUUGGGACUCUGAGUGGAUCCGAAUUUAAAGCCUCGUGGACGGCUAGAAGAACAUCAGCAGAGGGAGCUGGGACCUCGUCUUCACAGAGGCAGUGGUCUGUGGACGGGAAACUGGAGGAGCAGGAGACCCAGAGUGUACUGAAGGAUGGCGGCUUUGAGGCGAUGCACAAUGGCUUCAGGAGGGGCAGCGGCGAGUCCGGCUCUCCUCUUCGGUACGACGUACAGAGCAGCUGCUCUGCCAACAACAACGACAGCAGCACCAACAGUCUGAGAAAGAAGAGCAAAGCAGAUCUUCCUCACGCUGAGCUGUCUGCCAAAACUCUGCCUAAAAACUUCAGGGACCUGGGCAGUCCCAAAGCUAACCCCGCCCCCAAAGAGAUCAAACCGCCAUGUUGCCCCCCGGACCAGGAGAUGUUCCUGAAAUCUGCUCCAGUCAUGAAAACACAGUCGAGUACUCCCAGGAACAGUCCAGGAACAGGAAGGUCAGCGCUGGAGCUCGCCAGUGCGGGGUCCUCCUCCCAGAGUCAGGACGAAGCAGCCGGCGAAGGAGGAAGCUGUCACACAGUUACGAACAGGUACGUCCCCGCCCACCAGCACAAACUCCGCAAGGGCGGCUUCAAGAUAGUGAAGGUGAAGAGCUCAUCGAUGAAGACAAGUCGUGUCUCUGAGCACAGCGAGCCUCCGCCAGAGAGAAGACGGGACAAACUCCACCACAGGUCCUGCCUCCUAGAAGAUGGAGGCUCCGCCCACAUUAAAGUCUCCAAGAGAUUUGCUUCCUCAAGAAUAAAGCGCCUACCUGCAUCCAUCCCAGAAGGCCGAGUGCUGGACAGACAGCCCCCAUCGGCACUUAACGGCGCACGACCGAGCAUAUCCAAGCACCACCACCAUGGAAACCAUCACUGCUGCAGUGGUAACCACCACCACCAUCAUCACCACCAUCACCACGGACGUGACCAGGUCGUGGUUGUGGCCAAACCAAAGUACAAAAGGAACGAUUACCGGCGGUUACGAGCCAUGAUGGAGGUCUCGUACGACGAGGCGUUUAGACGUGCUCAGCGGCGUCAGAGAAAGGAGCUGCUGAACAGCAGCGUGUACCCGCCCGCCGGAGCGCGGCUGACCAGCCCGUACUCUUACACAGCAGGAAGUGACUCGGAGUACUCGGCUGAGUGCGCCUCACUCUUUCACUCCACCAUCGUGGAUACCAGCGAAGACGAGAGGUCGAACUACACCGCAAACUGCUUUGGAGACAGCGAGUCCAGCGAGGAGGAGUACGUGGAGGAGAGUACCAACACCAGCGAUACUGAGGAGAGUGGCGGGGGAGGCAUGGGCAGGGGGCGGGGCCAGCUGGGGGGAGCUGGGGUCAGGGCAACGGGGCAGGAAAUGACAUCAGCUCAGGCAAAGGCUUUUGUUAAGAUUAAGGCGUCUCACAACCUGAAGAAGAAGAUCCUGCGAUUCAGGUCGGGCUCGCUGAAGCUCAUGACCACCGUGUAACCUCCAAGACUGGACCAUAGCCACACCUGCCUUACCCACGUGCCUCAGGUGGACCUGACCCAAACCCAGUUUACCCAGCCCUAACCCGACUCAUUCAAACACUAACCCGGUGGACAGACGCAGGGUGGCAGCACAGUUUGGUUCACCUGGUUUAUCUGUUGAUCCCCAACAGAUAAACCGUUCUGAUUGGAUCUUUUGUAAUUAAACAAAGUACAUUUUAGGCAAACACAGUCGAGCUCACCUCGGUGACCCAGUAAAUGUGUUUCUUCCCCUGCUUGUGGUCUUCACUGUCAUUUUUAAAUGCUACAAACCAGGCCACCUGAUUGGAAACCACAUCAGCCCAGCUGCUUACUGGUCCCACUCUUCAGAAAUCUAAGGAAGCAACCUGAAGGUCAGCACUGGGUGAUUCACCUGGACUCUGGGUACAAUAGUUUAAGACAUCAAAGAAAUCAACAUCUGUUGAAGUAGGAAAUGUAUAAACAAGCAUAAUUUUUUUAAACUUAAAAAAGCAUCUUUGAAUUUCAUCCUUUCACUGGUUCUUACAAUCAAAAAAUCUAAAAACGUUUUGAUUGUAAAAGUUUUCUAUUUCCAACUUCCCUCAAACGCAGCAUUGUUUCUGUAAUGACGUGAAGGUAUGGUUUGGGUCCAGCCAAUCACUUCCCUGUCCUUUCUCUGGUCAAACACGUGACUUGGCUGAACCCGGAACCGCGCUGCUUCAAACGCGUUGAAGGCCGCCCUCGCCACCACCGUCUGGCUUCCCAGAUUUGUUGCUCAGUCUGUGCUGAGCAGUGGAGCUGAGUCGUGAUAGAUUCACCGACAACAGCGUCACUCACUGAUUAAACCAGAAAUAAUUUAGAGCAAAUGUGUGGAAACAUCCGGUGGCGGCGGUUCGGUCGGUCUGACGACAUAUUUGUCAGAAGCAACCUGGACUCGAGCCUCAUGUCCUCUGACCUGUUCUAGAAGUGGAACUUUAGUCUGGUUCCUCAGAGUUUCUCCAACGUUCCACCAAAAGUCCAAGAACUUGUAUUUGAAGGGACUGAUUGUCCAGGAUCUGUCCGAGGCAGUCAGAGUUCCUCCGGUUUGUUAUGUGUCCACAUGAAAAAGCAGCAGAUGUUUCGUCUAAUCUGUGUCGGUACAAAAUAAUGAGGAACAUUUUGGGGUUCUCCGACUUUGAGGCCUGGACUGUCAGCAGAUUCCUCCUGUAGCUUCACUCUGGGCCUUUUUGCCUUUUUAAAAAAAAUUGAUUGUAACGCAGGAAAUGAGUCUAGAACUUUCUGCCGUCAGACUUCUGGACUUUUUGGCUCUUUGAGCUUCAUUUGGACCCGGGUUCCUGCGGUGGUUCUUCAUCACUGAGGCUCUGUUGGACUCCUUUAAAACCCGGUGUGAGGUUUGAGGACGUUCUCGCCACAGUAACCUUUUUUAUUUCCUGCACUUUGAGAUGAGUCGUCAGUGGACGGGGCGGCGGCGUAACGCUUGUGUUCUGUUGUUUGUAUGUAGCCUUGGUUUGUAUUUAUUAUCACAUGACCUUUGCUGUUGCGCAGCACGCCAAAUGCCUGUAAAUGCUUCUCUCUUUUUUAGGUCCUGAGAUGUUUUUUGAUGAAAUCUAUUUAAAGCCUAAUAUAUUUGCUUGGUGCAUUUAGAAAAGCCCACACGGUACUAACUGACAGGUCCCGAUCUGGAUCUUUAUGACUUUAUACUCGAGUCUAACGCGACUUUUUUAACACAAAUGUUUCUACUGCAUCUGUUUUUCAUACUCACAGUUAGACAGCAGCGUAUCGGGUACGGUGGAGGGACGUGUUUACCGAGCUCAGCUGGAAGCAGGAAGUGUUUAAGGAUGUAGACACAGAAAUGGAAACUCUGUGGUUUUCUACUGUUUUUAGCCUGUAAUCAGAGUCGACACGAGUAUCAGUGUGUGAGGUCCGUGAAUGUCAGUUUUCAGCUCUGCUUGUAGACGUGUUUGUGCUAAACGUGUCCUGCAGGGAUGUUUCACGCACUCGCCUCCGUCGUCUCAUCUGAUUCUGCGAUGACGGAACGAAGAGGAUUCAAAUAAGAUAUUCGAGACGUUUGAUGAUGAGCAGUCUUCAGUUUCCAGUUCUUUCUUCUCAUUGGCCGGGGCUACAGUUUACAUGUUCAGGGUAUAAAUAGCUCCUCAGCUUUUAAAAGCCAUAUAAAGCUCAUUAAAGCUGCCAUCCACUGUUCUGCCUUUGUGUUGAGCUAUUUGUUUUUUUCCUGCUGUUCAUCCGACUGCACCACCUCCACUCUGUAAAUGUUCACAUAUGCAGCUGGAGACGACUGUUACUGAUGUGUGUAUAAGCCUGUGUAUGUCAACAAUGGUGCUUUACCUUUCUAUGCUUCAUUAAAUGUGGACUUUCAGCGCCCGUG
Molecule: messenger RNA, 5132 nt
Organism: Oreochromis aureus
Lineage: Eukaryota; Metazoa; Chordata; Actinopteri; Cichliformes; Cichlidae
Gene: dact1
Product: dishevelled-binding antagonist of beta-catenin 1
Exons: 4
Coding region: 246-2750 (834 amino acids)
Biological process (GO): regulation of Wnt signaling pathway, planar cell polarity pathway; negative regulation of JNK cascade; negative regulation of canonical Wnt signaling pathway
Cellular component (GO): cytoplasm
Source: RefSeq, a predicted model, not a curated record